Messenger RNA from Culicoides brevitarsis, 6328 nucleotides. RefSeq lists its product as uncharacterized. The record is from RefSeq and is a predicted model, not a curated record. NCBI's taxonomy places the organism in Eukaryota, Metazoa, Arthropoda, Insecta, Diptera, Ceratopogonidae. The transcript is spliced from 7 exons. Bases 57 to 6086 code for a protein of 2009 amino acids.
AGCGCAAGCAUUUUCAACUCGCAAUUAAGAAUCUGCCGUGAAUUCUUUAACAAAAAAUGUCUACCAAGGAGGAAGAAAUGGACAGCACAAUGUCAAAGAUCUUCGAGACGCUAAAUCUGAAUAGUUUGUCGACGGAGAUGCACAAUUUGUCGCUGAACGAGCUGAAAAGUUCCCUUACGAGUCUCGGGCAAUUCGUGAUUGUGGGUAAAUUUGACGGCGAGACAGCGGAACAACAAAAUUCCGUGACAAUUACCACAAAUGGCGACUCGGAAGCAACUUCAACGCAGAAUGGCGAGCAGGAACCAACAAAGAAGUAUCACGAUGAGAAAAUUUUCAACUUGUCAUGUCGGUGUGCGGAGUGUACGAAGCAUCGCGAAACUGUGAUUCAGUUAUAUUUGGAAGAUGCGAAAUAUAACGAGUUAUGGGAACGUCUGCAGAAGCAUCUUCUCUCGUUCUACGACAUUAUUCCGCAAUCUCCCGACUCGGCUGUCUUCAAAAAAUACAAGGAAUUGAUGGAAAAAAGUCACACAAAAUGGCUCAGCGACGGAUCGAUCGACUUGAAGAACAACUUUCGCCUCUCUUUGGGUUCAUAUCUGCCAUUGACGGACGAGAUGAUCUUCACGUUAUUGUGUAAUCGGGACCCCCAUCAACUGUUCGAACUGAUUUGUAUCCAAAUGCAAGCCGUUGUCCUCGCCUAUACGGAAGGCCUGAAGAACAUCCUGAAAUACAACGAGCAAAAAGAGGUUGUCGACUAUUGCCCAUCUGACUUGUUAAAUUACAUUUUUGAUGGUUAUGCGAAAAUUUGUCAUUGUGAGAAAACCUUGUCGACAAUUUUCUUCGAUUUGGAAGCCGGGCAUCUCUUACAAUUCAAUUUGUCGCUAAGUCAAGUCUACAAACGCAUGUAUCAUCGUUGGAUCUACCUGGAAUUGCAAAAACUCGUGCCGGAGUGCAUCCUGAAGCUCAAAGAAUUGGAUUAUGACGACAAUUAUACGGUUCUCGUGCAAAAAUUCAUCAAAUUUGAGGACGCAAUGACAAGUGUAACGCAAACGUGGCGCGAUAUCUGGCUGUUAAUCCAAAAUUAUCACAAAUCCAAAGAGGAUAUCGCGCGUCGCAAACGCAUCAAUACCGUUCAUUCGAUUUUUCAGGUGAUCCGGGACUCGGAAUUUGACUUUGACGAGGGUUUCGUACUUGAGGAUAAGCCAUUGGUUGAUUGGAUCACGUCUGAAAAGCGAAAUGACGUAUGGCAAUAUGUCGUGCACAAUAUAAAGACCAAUUGGAGCUCGUGUGCCGAAUCGCGUCUCACCGCGAAACUCGUUUCCGUGACGUGUGUCAAGUGUAAUUCGCCUUUUGUGCCGCACAUUGUGACUUGUGAGUGUCGUAGUUGUGUAAUUGCGGGCGGGCCAUCCAUAACAAGCGCCAAAAGUGACAAGGGAAAAGCGGCAUUGUGUACCAAAUGUAUCUUUUUCGAGAAAUUCACGAAUGGCGUGGUCGUGAAAAGGGCUGCAAACGAAGAUUAUCCCGCAGAAAGUCAUCCGGAAGCGGAAAAGGACCGAAAAUUGUAUCAUCUUGCAUGGGCAAUCUUCAAACAUAUCCCCGAUCGAGUCCAAUAUUCGAGUUCAACCAUUGAUCCGGCACUUUUUUGCGUCUUUCAGGAUGUUCCGUGCACGCGAUAUUCGUGUCGCGUUGCUGCCAACAUCAUUACUCUAACAUAUCCAUUGAAUUUUUCCAAAUAUCUCAUCAAGUACUAUCGCCAGUUGGAUGAAACGACACGAAAAAAGAUCAUGAGUCUUCAAAUGGACGCUUCAACGAUCAAAAAUCUCGAAACGCGUACAAGUGACAUCUUUUCGUCAAGUAAAAAACUUCAUCCGCUUCACGUGACCGACAAUAAAUGGGCUUCGAACGGGGAUUUGAGCGAAAAUGACGAUGAACCGAUGCGAAAAGCCUCCGCUCUGGCCGAAGGAUUUCUCGUUGACUUCCCAAUGCCGCAGAAAAAUGUAAUUUUUACGUAUUUUUUCAAGCUUUUUCGCAUCGUUGGGUCAGAUAUCGAAUUUAAUGCCGAUCUACUUGAUAACAUGAAGAAGCCCAACUCGAAAUUCGUGACGUCAGAGGUGAAUUCGGCGAAUGUAAGAUCACGCGGCGGCGAUCAACUCGAAGACAUCAACAUCCGGAUGAACAAUUUGAAGAUAAUGAACAAAGUUGUGCGACGUGAUUGCGGUUCGCCAUGCGAAAAAGGCACAAAAGACGGCGAAAUCAAGAAACCUUUGGUCGAAGCGUUGCAAUUAGCGGCAAGUAACAAGAAACUCGAAGCGGAAUUACGUUCGUUGCAAAAGGAACAUAGCAUGUUGAAGGAUAUGGUGCGCGAUUUGGAACACAUUCACGAGGAAAAGCAUCAGUGCAACCAUUCGGAAGACGAAUCCAGCGAUUCGCGCGAAAGUAAAAGCUCCCAUCGCACCGAAGGACAAUGCAUUUGCUAUUAUUGCACGAUUUUCGGGCAAAAUGACUGCUCCCAUAAUAGUCGCGUCAACGAAACUCGUGAUAGACUGAGAAAACGGUUGCGAAAAAUGCAAGCUACAACACCCCCAAUUACGGCAAAUGGCAAAGAACACAAACCUGUGACGCUCAAAGACAUCAAAAUGGCACGCGCCAAUGCGAAUCUCGCGAAAAAUGUGAAAAAUCCCGAGCCGCCGAAGGGAAAAAGGAUCGUUUAUCAACAAACGACGCCAAAUGCGAACCAAAUUCCCGCAAAAAUGCCCGUUCAAGCGAAAUCUGUGACAUGUACGAUGCCUCCGAGAGCAGUUGUUCCUCCCACGCCCUGUCCUGAAACGGAAUCCGUACAGAAAAUUACUCCAAUUAACUGUGCCCCGGUCGAUGACAUCCUGAAAUUCAUCGAAGGUGACGCCGCGAAGAAGGAAAAAGAAGCAUUAGCAGCAAAAAAGGCGCAAAAAAAGAAACAAAAACAACGAAAAAUGGAGCAAAAGAAGAUUUCAGAACUGGAAGACCUUAAAAGUCAACAUGAUGAACUUUCUGUGGAGGAGGAUGAGAUAAGGAAAUCUUUGAAACUCUUGAAAAAACGUAAAAAUAAGAAUCGUUUGAUGCAAGCUGAGGAACGUUUGGUUGAAUUGAGUGGUUUGAAGAGUGAAUUGGCCUCAGCAGCGAGCGAGAUAAUUCAAACGAUUCGCAAAACAAACCCGAAUUUCCAUUUCGGGGACUUUGGAGAGGUAGAAGACGAUGAAGAUGAGGAGGAAAUUCAGGUGCAAGAAGAGCCGCAAACGCCGCAAAAACAAGCUGUGAUGAAUGAACAACGAAAUUGCGAAAUUUCCGUGGAUCCCUCGAAGAGAAUGGUAACGAUUAGGCGCAUAAAUUUGCCGCAUUCAGAACCUCAAGUGACAGUUACGGCAAAAGGAGCGUCGCCAGAUAAGGAUCAGCUGCUUUAUACUUUUAUCAAUGGGCAACUUGUUCCAGCUUCUCCCGCAAACCAACAGCUUCUGCAAAAAAUCAAGAGUCAAGCAAGUCAGUAUACCCAAAACUACUUGAAGCCUCAAAAUCCAACGUUAAAUGUUCCGCCGCCGCCGCCUCAAGCAACGCAAGAGCCUCAAGAUCCUCCGCAAAAAUACCCCGUCGUCAUCAAGUCAAACGUGAAAAAACCCAACGCGAUUCAACUGCAAAAAAUCCAACAAAAAAUCCAAAAACAACAACAAAAAAAUGCCGAAAUGGAAAAGAAAGCUCUGAACAACAAACAGCAACAACAGGAAGCAAAAUCAAAGAAAAAAGUCGAAAAACCCGAAGAAAUCCCAAAAAUUCCUCCUCCUGCUGCGAAAUCGUCGAACAAAAAAGACUCGAAAAAGGUCGAAAGUAAACAAGAAAAAAUCGAAACGAAAAACAACAAGAAAAACAAACAAAAAAGUGAUAAACGACAAUCGAGUGUGGAAAAGACUGAAGAAAUUCCGAAGAAGGAAAAGCCAAAACGACAUGCCUCGACGUACAUUGACCCGGAAUUCGACAACAACGCCUUUAAACUUCUAAAUAUCGACGAUUCCGAGUCAGAUGGAGACUUGCCGUCAUCUUCCGAGGCUUCAACUGUCAGUUCUGAGCAAAUUGCGCCGCCGCCAAAGCCUGAAAAUACAAAGACUCGAAGUGAAAAGUCACAAAAUUCGCAAAAAUCUAAAACAAACGAACCGCAAAAGCAGAAAAAUGCCAACGAAAGAAAGCAAAGUACGGAUUCAAGCACUUCCGUGAAGGCUGGGCGUAAUAAAAUUAAUGAAAAAUUGACAAAUGGAACGAAAAAUCAAGGGAAAAAUGCAAAAGAGAACGGAAUACAGGGAAAAUCGACACCAAAAAGCGACGUAAUGAGCAAAAACAUGCAAGAUAAAGUAAAUGGCGUGAGUAUUAUGGAGCAAUUAAGUCGCGGCGUUCGAGUUGAAGGCUUAACAUUGCCUCCGGGCAUCACAUUGACCCGAAUUGAUCCUGCCGCAUGCGAAAAUAUCAAAGCAAAGAAGGAAUCCAUCAACAAAAUAAGUCAACCUUUGACCACAGUCGUCGCCGAUCAUCAUCCCAUGAUGAAUCCUUACUCAGAAUCGAAUUAUUUGGUCGCGAAUCCAACUGCAGCUUACGGAAUGCCCAAACAAGACAACAUAAUUAUGGUUGAAACGCCUCAAUUAGCGACAAAAUCCGUAAAUGGGCACUCGAACGAUGAACCAAGCAAGAAAUCUCGACGUCGUCGCAAGAAGAAAACUGCCGAAAAUGGUCAAGUAGAGCAAAAAACCACUUCGCAGCCGAAAAAUAAACGAGUCAACAACGAAAAUGUGUCGAACAACAACAUGGUAACCCUCAAAAAUCCCAUGUUCGAUUCCGUUAGUCAAACAAUCAGCAAAAAAGCUGCUUCAGUGAUGUCAAAUCGAGCUCCAAUCCCGUCGUACGAUCAACCCGCAGCGAUAAUUAAGAACGAAAACGGCAUGUUUACGAUUCGAAAUCCUGCGUUACAUCAAGCGAUCUCUCACGGGCAAGUUAAUACCUUGCCGCAUUACAGCACUUAUAGCGGCGCGAACAAUGGAGGUUUAAAUAACGGGCAUUGCUCAGGAGAUGACGUUCCUUAUACAGCUCCCGAUGCGAUAAUUGACGGCGAUGCCGAGCGAAAAUGCAAUUCUGUGAUCGGGAGUGAGAUAAAAACGGCGCAUCAAAUAAAGCAGGCGCAGCAAAAGGAGCAACAGCAUUGGGGAGAUGCAGGAAUUUUUGGACUUUCGACAGCGUUUCCGGCUUCAGGGGGGAAUUCGAACAAAUGUUAUUCACCGUUUGAGCCAAAUUGUCAGAGAACGUCGCCCGGCGGAUUUAAUAGUGACUUUUUUGGGAGGAUGGGAGAUUAUCCGAAGCAAAAUUAUUUUGCCACAAACUCGCAUUUCUCGCCGAGGAAUAAUUUUUCACCCGAAUUGGGGGGACACAGUAAUUAUUAUGAUAACGGUGCAAAUUCCAAAUAUGAUGAUACGAGUUUCUUGCAAAGUUUGCAACCGGGACAGCGGUUAAAUAGUGAGGUCACAAUUCAUAACAUCAACGAAGCAAAGUUCCUGCGCGAUCAACAUGCAGACUCAAAUGGCAUUGAAAUAACGCGAAUUCAAACACCCGGCAUGGAUGUUACGGGAGAUGCAUCGCACACAGGGGAACGCAUCACUCUAAACGAGUUACUGAAAAAUACUUCGCUGUAUCAGAACAAACAACUUCUCGAUAUGGCAGCUGAUUCUACGGAUUUUUCAGAUAAUCUCUUUUCGUCUCGCACAACGGACUCUCCCUUCAACAAUCACUUUUACGAUGCACCAAUUAAGCCUCCGCCAUCGUCGAUGAAAGGCGUUAUCGGUUUAAAUCGUGCUCCGGGAUCAAAAUCAAAGUCAUCUGAUAGCCCAUCGUCGUCGUUAUUCGGGGAAUUCUCGUCGUCGUUGAGUAUGAGUAGCAGUAAUACGCCGCCAAGUGCUGACGAUCCCCUCGUUGAUUUCGGUUCGAACUCAGAUCCGAUCUACUAUGACACGAACAAGAAUGGAUCGCAUGGACUUGGCGUGAUCGGGGGCGAAAUUAAGGCUGUUCAAGCGAAUAUCGACUAAAAAUUCACUUUUUUUCCCAAAAAAAAUAAAUAAAUAACCGAACAAUUAUUACCUAUAAAUGUCCUUCAAUAGAUUACCAUGAUGCAAUAUGAUUAUACGAAAAGCAGCUCAUCGCAAGCAAAAAAAAACUCAAGAAAGGAAAUGUAAAUUUCAAUUUACUUAAUUUUGAAAAUCUAAGUAAUAUCAUCCUUAUAAACUACUUAAACAUACAGAAAAAUGAAAAAAAAUCAUGAAAAAAAUAA